Molecule: messenger RNA, 2655 nt
Organism: Drosophila obscura
Lineage: Eukaryota; Metazoa; Arthropoda; Insecta; Diptera; Drosophilidae
Gene: Gyc89Da
Product: soluble guanylate cyclase 89Da
Exons: 2
Coding region: 570-2573 (667 amino acids)
Biological process (GO): nitric oxide-cGMP-mediated signaling; response to oxygen levels; cGMP biosynthetic process
Cellular component (GO): guanylate cyclase complex, soluble
Molecular function (GO): oxygen sensor activity; heme binding; guanylate cyclase activity
Source: RefSeq, a predicted model, not a curated record
AAGUGGGGUAGAGUUAGAGUGUGGGCUGAGUGCUGGUCGACUAUAAAAGUGCUGGAACCCAACGGUAGACGUUUCAUUCGCACACACAGUGCCAGCGGGGAAGCUUUAAUACAGCACAGCAGCAGAAUACCAUCCACAAGGUCCAAAGUCCUAAGCCAAAUCAUCCCACUGCACCCACACACGACAGCAUCCACACAGUGUAGCAGUGUAGCAUCAGUGGAGCAGAACCACGGAAUUAAAGUCACAGCGGAAAAAGCAAAAGGACGAGCGACGCGUCUAAAGAAUAUAUGUAUGUACGAAUAUAAUGGAAAAAUUGUCGUGUCUGCGGGAUUGCGUGUGUGUUCGUGUGUAAAGUGCAGCCUGGUUGGGGCGCGUGUGUGUUCAUAAAUUGAAUUUCCUUGAAAUUAGAAACUAAAUAAGUCUCAGAUGCUGCCAGAGAAAAUUGCCCACUAAAACGGAAACAAAAAAGAAACAAGGCAACGUUUAAUAAAUAACUUGUAGGCAGUUUUAAAGUGUAGCGUAGAAGUUGUAACGGACCUGUUGAACAAGAUUCUCCAACAGUCCCAAUUAUGUAUGGCAUGCUCUAUGAGAGUGUCCAGCACUAUGUGCAGGAGGAGUACGGCGUAUACGUUUGGAAGAAGGUCUGUCACAUCAUCGACUGCAAGCACAACAGCUUCAAGACCCACCAGAUCUAUCCGGACAAACUGAUGCCGGAUAUAGCGGCGGCCCUGUCCGCCUGCACGGGCGAGUCCUUCGACUACUGUAUGAACUUCUUUGGGAAAUGCUUCGUGAGGUUCUUCAGCAACUUUGGCUACGACAAGAUGAUUCGCUCGACGGGCCGAUAUUUCUGCGACUUUCUGCAGUCCAUCGACAACAUUCACCUGAUCAUGCGGUUCACCUAUCCCAAGAUGAAGUCGCCGAGCAUGCAGCUGACCAGCAUGGACGACAAGGGGGCCGUCAUCCUCUACCGGAGCAGCCGAACGGGCAUGUCCAAGUACCUCAUUGGGCAGAUGACGGAGGUGGCGCAGGAAUUUUAUGACCUGCCGAUCAAGGCAUAUGUAGUCGAGAGCCAAAACGACAUCAGCGGUGGGACGGCGGGCCCCAUCAAGAUGACGGAGGGUCCGCUCACUGUCGUCGUGAAGUAUCGCCUGGACUUCGACAACUCCGAGUAUAUGGCCAAGCGUGUGAACACGGUGACGCAUCCCUCGCAGCUAAAGAUGCCCACGGUGAAAUUGGACGUGUUCCUGGACCUGUUCCCCUUCACCUUUGUGCUGAACCACGACAUGAAGAUUACGCAUGCCGGGGAGAAGAUUGUGGAGACUUGGAUAAUGCACAAUCCUGGGGUCAAUCCCAAGGGCUUCAUCGGCACUGGCGUGAUGGACCUGUUCCACUGUCGACGCCCCAAGGAAACCAAGAUCGAUUGGGAGACACUGAUCCAGAUGCGGGCGGUUCUCUUCGAGUUCGAGCUGAUCCGCACGGGACAUAAUCGGGAUGCCUACGACGCAGCCCUGAACAUGGACUUUGAGAACUACGACGAAAUGGAUCUGAACGAGGCCCAGACCAUGGCCAUCACUAAGGCCAAGGAGUUCAAUGACGCACAUCCUGCCGAUGCGGAGCUUGCCGCCAAUGAGAACGAAAUCGAUCCGGCCACGGGAGAACGUCGCUCCUCCCAGGGCCUCAGAUCCAUUCUGCUCAAGGGUCAGAUGUUCUACAUCAAGGAUGUGGACUCGCUGAUAUUCCUCUGCAGCCCGUUGAUUGAGAAUCUGGAUGAACUGCACGCCAUUGGUCUGUACCUGAACGAUCUCAAUCCGCACGGCUUGAGCAGGGAGCUGGUCAUGGCUGGCUGGCAGCACUGCUCCAAGCUGGAGAUCAUGUUCGAGAAGGAGGAGCAGCGGUCCGACGAACUGGAGAAGUCCCUGGAGCUGGCCGACUCCUGGAAACGUCAGGGCGAUGACCUCCUCUACUCCAUGAUCCCUCGUCCCAUUGCCGAGCGAAUGAGGAACAGCCAGGAGCAGGUCUGUCAGAGCUUCGAGGAGGUCUCCGUCAUCUUCAUCGAGGUCCUGAAUGUCUACGACGGCGGCUUGAACAGCAUUCAGGGAGCCAUGAUGGCAGUGAACACGCUGAACAAGGUCUUCUCGGCUCUCGAUGAGGAGAUUAUUUCCCCGUUCGUCUACAAAGUGGAGACCGUGGGCAUGGUCUACAUGGCUGUGUCCGGAGCACCGGAUGUCAAUCCUUUGCAUGCGGAGCACGCAUGUGAUCUGGCCCUGCGCGUGAUGAAGAAGUUCGAUCCCAAGGAUAUGGGCGAUGUGGCCAUUCGCGUGGGCAUCAACUCGGGGCCCGUGGUGGCCGGAGUCGUUGGCCAAAAGGUGCCCCGAUAUUGCCUGUUCGGGGACACGGUCAACACCGCCUCUCGCAUGGAGAGCAGCAGCGAUCCCUGGAAAAUUCAGCUCUCCAAAUACACGGCAGAUAAGGUGCGCGAUAUUGGCUAUAAGGUCGAGUCCCGCGGCACUGUCCAGGUCAAGGGUAAGGGCGAAAUGGAAACCUGUUGGCUGCUUGAGGGACCAGUGGGUUAAAGGACUGAAUGGAGAUUCAACGUAAAACACCUGCACCUAAAAUAUUGUACCCCACUUGAGGCUUUUGGAACUACGCAUAUUU